AUGCGUGUUUCGGUUCUUACCCCAUUGAGCGUUCUCGCUUCCGCCUCUUACGCUCAGUCAACAGGCCCAGGAGACUGGCAGGACGCACUCGCAAGGAACUUCAUCUACAUCGUCCCAGAUGGCUUUGGUGUUGCGUCCCAGACUAUGGCGAGGGACUAUGUGUCGCUGCUGAGAAACGGGGAGGAUAUCACGCGACCUGUGACUUCUCAGCUCGCUGCUGAUCAAAUGGUCCUCGGCUCUGUCCGUACGCAAGCAAGUGACGACCUGAUCACCGACUCUGCAGCAAGUGCUACAGCGUUCUCGGCGGGUAUCAAGACUUACAACGCCGCGAUUGGCGUUGACGUUGCUAGGGAGCCUGUGGGCUCUAUCCUCGAAGCUGCAAAGCUCGAUGGGUUCAAGACAGGCUUGGUUGCUACGUCCAGAAUCACGCACGCAACUCCAGCAUGCUACGCGGCUCACGUCGAGCAUCGGGACCUCGAGGCCAAGAUUGCUGAGCACCAGAUAGGAUACAGCCACCCCCUCGGUUCUGUGGUCGAUAUCUUGCUCGGAGGUGGGAGAUGCUAUUACGUGCCCAAGGACUCUACUGGUUCCUGCCGUGAUGAUGAUAUCAACCUGCUCGAAUUCGCUGAAGAGAAGGGGUUCAAUGUCUUCACAGACCGAGCUGGGUUUGACAGCCUGCAGGGUGGUGAGGAGGCGACGCUACCAUAUCUUGGUCUUUUUGCCCUGAAUCACAUGGCCUACGAAGUCGACCGCGUAGACAGCCUCGAGCCCUCACUUUUGGAAAUGACGCAGACCGCUCUGACUUCGCUCGAGAACGCCACCAAGAACUCCACGCGAGGCUACUUCAUCAUGAUCGAAGCCUCGCGCAUCGACCACGCCGGCCACAACAACGAUCCCGUCGGCCAUCUGCACGACACGAUCCAAUACAACGAAGUCAUGGAAUUCGUGCGCAGAUGGGUCGACGCCCGCCCCGAUACGCAGCUGAUGUCUGCCGCGGAUCACGAGACCGGCGGUCUCACACUCGUGGGCUACAACCCACUCGUGCUGAAAGCAGCCAACUCCACCUCAGAGUUCCUCAACGGCGAGUUCACGGCCUACAACGGCUCGGACCCGGCCUCCUUCCUCCGGACCAACAUCUUCCCGGCCUACGGCAUCAGCGACCCCACGGACGCCGAGAUCCUGACGCUGACCCAGCUGAAGGGCGAGGAGACGUUCAACAAUGAGCUGGGCAAGAUGCUGAGUACGAGAGCCGGCAUCCAGUGGAGUACCGACGGCCACUCGGCUGCCGAUGUCACGCUGUACGGGCAUAGCGAGGGUCAGGGGCAAAUGAUCCUCCGCCAAAACAUGGCGGGCAACUGGGACAACACCCAGCUGCCGCUGUACCUGGAGAAGCAGUUGCGCCUGAACCUGGCGGCGGCGACGGAGGCGUUGAGAGCGAAUGGGACUGAUUGGGUUGGACGCGAGGCCGUGAAGCGGAGAUCUUUGGGCCACCAUGACCACUAG
This is a messenger RNA of Drepanopeziza brunnea f. sp. 'multigermtubi' MB_m1, 1503 nucleotides long. RefSeq lists its product as uncharacterized. Gene Ontology annotation, molecular function: alkaline phosphatase activity. The record is from RefSeq and is a predicted model, not a curated record. Gene Ontology annotation, cellular component: fungal-type vacuole membrane. NCBI's taxonomy places the organism in Eukaryota, Fungi, Ascomycota, Leotiomycetes, Helotiales, Drepanopezizaceae. Gene Ontology annotation, biological process: dephosphorylation.